AUGAUGGGCAUGAACGCCAAGCAGCCGUUCGGCAUGCCCGCUGCGGCUCUGCAGGAAGCCAAAUAUGCCAGCCUCCACCACCCCGGCUCGGAGGCCAUGCGCCGCGUGUGCCUCCCGGCCCCGCAGCUCCAGGGCAAUAUAUUUGGAAGCUUUGAUGAGAGUCUGCUGGCCCGGGCUGAGGCUUUGGUGGCGGUGGACCUGGCCUCCCACGGCAAGAGCCACCAUCCCUUCAAGCCCGACGCCACCUACCACACCAUGAGCAGCGUCCCCUGCACCUCGACCUCCUCGCCCACCACCGUGCCCACCAUCGCGUCGGACCCGCGGGAGCUGGAGGCCUUCGCCGAGCGCUUCAAGCAGCGCCGGAUCAAGCUGGGGGUGACGCAGGCCGACGUGGGCGCGGCGCUGGCCGACCUCAAGCUGCCCGGGGUGGGCUCGCUCAGCCAGAGCACCAUCUGCCGCUUCGAGUCGCUCACCCUCUCGCACAACAACAUGAUCGCCCUCAAGCCGGUGCUGCAGGCCUGGCUGGAGGACGCCGAGGCCGCCGCCCGCGACCGGAGCGCCAAGCCCGAGCUGUUCGGCGGCGCCGAGCGCAAGCGCAAGCGCACCUCCAUCGCCGCGCCCGAGAAGCGCUCGCUCGAGGCGUACUUCGCCGUCCAGCCGCGGCCCUCCUCCGAGAAGAUCGCCGCCAUCGCCGAGAAGCUCGACCUCAAGAAGAACGUGGUGCGCGUCUGGUUCUGCAACCAGCGCCAGAAGCAGAAGCGCAUGAAGUACGCCGCCGGCCACUGA
Messenger RNA from Pogona vitticeps (central bearded dragon), 786 nucleotides. The record is from RefSeq and is a predicted model, not a curated record. Lineage: Eukaryota; Metazoa; Chordata; Lepidosauria; Squamata; Agamidae.